Musca domestica (house fly) is the source of this 735-nucleotide messenger RNA. RefSeq lists its product as uncharacterized. The record is from RefSeq and is a predicted model, not a curated record. Lineage: Eukaryota; Metazoa; Arthropoda; Insecta; Diptera; Muscidae. The coding region runs from base 95 to 604 and encodes 169 amino acids. The transcript is spliced from 2 exons.
UAUAAAAUGCUAUUGAAAUGGCCGCACGGACUUCAGUACGUUUUGGGAGAUUCAUGAGAAGAUCUCACAGAAAAAGCUAACACAGAAAAGCCAAAUGAAGCAUUUUUUGCUUUCAUUUGCCAUUUUGGCCGCAAUGGCAAAGAUCAUACAACCGCUGCCGAUUUCCUUUGUACGCAGACCCAUGCAAAAACCAGCCCAAAAUUUCAUCGAUGCUGAAAUUGAAUAUACCGCCUCGCAGGCAGAAAAAACCGCCACGCUGCUGAGAAAUGUCUUGGAACGCUUGCCCACCACAGAGCCAUAUGAGCCGCAUCGCAAAGCCUUGGAAAAACUUCUACAAAAUGCUUUGGAUUUUAAAACGCCCGGUUUGUGUCACAAUAAAAUGAGAGCCUUCUCACGUAGCUGGACUUCUGUUAUGGUUAAAUAUUUACGCCCCGACAGCUCACCACAGCAUGAUGAAAUUCUGGCGCUGCUCGAACAAUACGGCCUGAAAAGUAUGAUGAUGGAGGCGGAACAUUUUCUCGAGCGCAUUGUAAGUGGUGAAAUUGGGCUGCCCGUUGAAGAAGGAUCACCGUCGUAUGUGAAGUUUUUGGAAAGGGAGUGUUGACACAAUUAAUGGUGGGGGCGGGACCAAAAGGGACCCCCCUAAAAAACAAAAAAACAAGAAUUAUCAGUAUUAAUGUGUACCAUAACAACAAAAAUACUUAGGUGUAGUUGUAGUAGUAAGUUAAUUAAUUU